AGUCAAGUCACUGCACCAACAAAUCCGGCAACCGAGAAAGGGACAGACAGAGCUCUUGAAUUAGCGAAAUCGAUUCUCGCUAGCGAGACUUCGAAGCAAAAACUUCUUAUCGUUAUGUCGGAUGGUCAGCCGUCCACGUGCACGGUGGAGAAGCCAUCUAAAUCGGAACUUGAACUUGCCAAAGAUAUACGAGGAAUGGGUGUUGUGUGUUGGUUUGUUGUGUUUUUGUGGUUGGGGUGUGGGGGUGUUGUGGUUGUUUACCCAUCACUCUCAACACUUCCAACACCGCUCCAGCAGAAUAUAACCGGAGAUCCUGAUCUAGUCUUCAGACUUGAUUUUGAUGUGUUAGCUGAUAUAAUCGCAAAGUUGCUGGGCAGCACCACAACUGCCGCAGCCAGCACAGCUUCUGCCGCAGCCAGCACUGCUUCGCCAACCACUAAGGGCAAUCCUACGAUAACAACCGUCAGCCCGGCACCAGAAGAAAAAGCGCGCAAGAAAGAGCACCGACGUGAGCUGGCGAUUCGGCUUGUGAAAAUUAAUUGCCGAUGUGAUUGUAAGAUUACCUCAGGAACCUCUAUGGAAAUACCACCAGUGGGUGUAAUGCAACGAGUCUUCAAGGAUGGUGAAGGGAAAGUAGUAGAGAUCAGUGUACUGGUGAAACUUGUUAAUUCAUUGAAAAAUGCAAGAAUAGGAGUUGUAGCAAUCAGCUGUCCAUCAGAAAUCCUUCUUACGAUGGGGAUCUACAGCGAAAGUGAUAUACGGUAA
This is a messenger RNA of Cooperia oncophora, 765 nucleotides long. NCBI's taxonomy places the organism in Eukaryota, Metazoa, Nematoda, Chromadorea, Rhabditida, Trichostrongylidae. The record is from the annotation of a GenBank genome assembly.